GGUGAUCUUCUUGGAGAUUACCAACAACAUGUACAUGUUGUUGCCGCUGAUGCUGGUUAUCAUGGCUAGCAAGCAGGUGGCGGACCUCUUCGGCCCCAGCGUGUACGACAUCGUGCUGGAGAGCAACCCCGAGGUGCACCUCCUCGAAGACGGGCUCAGCGAGGACCACCUGCUGGUCCUCGAAGGACUGACCGUUCACGACGUCGCCUCCACGGAGGUGAUCGUUCUGAGGUCAUUCGAGCCACUGGAGAAGGUGAUGCAACUGCUGUUGCAAACGUCAUUCAGGACGCGUACCCUGUCGUGGACGCCGAUGGCCGCCUGGUCGGCAUCGUGAACCGGACCAAGUUGCUGCUCCUGGUGGAGCAGAAGGAGCU
This is a messenger RNA of Prorocentrum cordatum, 374 nucleotides long. The record is from the annotation of a GenBank genome assembly. NCBI's taxonomy places the organism in Eukaryota, Dinophyceae, Prorocentrales, Prorocentraceae.